GACGCGUGUUCGGGGUACCAGGGUCUUUGAAAAUGUUAUUCUAUCGACAGAUUUUUACACGAGACGAGUUCUUUGCACUUUUUCAGUAGCCUGAGUGUGACAGAACGUAACGAAACUCAACGAAACUACUUGCGUGAAGCGUGAUUAGUGUGAUUAUCCCUGAUUGUAUAAGCACCUAACAAUAGAAAAACUGUAAAAAUGCGGACCGUUCCAACUUGGGUAGACAAAGUACACGACCGGGACAAAAUUGAACAAUGCAUCUACGACCUGUGCUUCUGCCCCGACGGUUCACAGCUGAUAGUGGCCGCCGGAAACCGAGUUCUGGUCUACGACACCAACGAUGGAACUCUGCUGCAGCCUCUUAAAGGUCACAAGGAAGCUGUGUACUGCGUGUCGUACAGCAAGGAUGGCAAGAGAUUUGCGUCCGGCAGCGCUGACAAGAGUGUUAUUAUCUGGACCUCGAAGCUCGAGGGGAUCUUGAAAUACUCCCACAACGACCCCAUCCAGUGCCUCGCGUACAACCCUGUCUCCCACCAGCUCGCCUCGUGCGCUCUCAGCGACUUCGGGUUAUGGUCUCCUGAACAGAAAAGCGUACAGAAGCACAAAAGCUCGAGUCGCAUCUACAGCUGCGCCUGGACAAAUGACGGGCAAUACUUGGCACUCGGCUUGGCAGACGGCACGGUCUCCAUACGAAAUAAGAGCGGAGAAGUAAAGAUGCGCAUCGACCGAGGAGGAGCAAACUCCCCCAUCCGCUCAUUGGCCUGGAACCCGUCCAAGGAGGAGGCGUACGACAUCCUUUGCGUGGCAGACUGGGGACAGAACCUCUCUUUCUACUCGAUGAAUGGAAAACUGAUCGGCAAGGAGCGACCCUUGGGUUUUGACCCCUGCUGUGUGAGCUACUUCAGCAAGGGCGAGUACCUCCUAGUGGGGGGAGCCAACAGGUCGUGCAGCCUCUACACGAGAGAAGGAGUUCGUCUUGGCUUGAUAUGUGACCAGCAGUCGUGGGUGUGGUGCUGUGAAGCUCAUCCAGACUCUAGUUAUGUGGCAGUGGGAUGCCAAGACGGGACUAUCGCGUAUUUCCAGCUCGUGUUCGCCACUGUGCACGGUCUGUACAAGGAGCGAUACGCGUACCGGGAGAACAUGACGGAUGUCAUCAUCCAGCAUCUCAUUACCGAGCAAAAAGUGCGCAUCAAGUGCCGGGACUUGGUAAAAAAAGUCGCCAUUUACAAGCACAGACUUGCAGUUCAACUCCCGGAGCGCGUGAUCGUAUACGAGCUCUACUCCCAGGAAGCUGCCGACAUGCACUACAGAGUUCGAGACAAGAUCAAUCAGAAGCUGGAGUGCAACUUGCUGGUCGUAUGCACAAACCACAUCGUCCUGUGCCAGGAGAAGCGGCUGCAGUGUCUGAACUUCACGGGCCUCCGGGAGCGAGAGUGGCAACUCGACUCUAUGAUCCGCUACAUAAAAGUGGUGGGGGGGCCGCCCAACAGGGAGGGGCUGCUGCUGGGGCUCAAAAAUGGACAGGUGCUGAAAAUAUUCCUGGACAACGCGUUUCCCGUUCACCUGCUGACGGUGAGCUCGGCCAUCCGCUGCCUCGACCUGAACAGCUCGAGACACCGCCUCGCUGUGGUGGACGAUAACAGCGAUCUACUCGUCUACACUCUACCUGAGGGCGAACUGCUCUACAGUGAGAAAGGAGCGAACAGCGUGGUGUGGAACACGAGUUGUGAUGCAAUGCUCUGCUAUUCCGGCAACUCAACAUUCAACAUCAAGGCUGAUAACUUCCCUCCACACGAACAGAAGCUGCAGGGUUUCGUGGUGGGAUUUAGCGGCAGUAAAAUUUUCUGCUUGCACGUGAUCAGCAUGUCGACGGUGGAGGUGCCACAGAGCGCCCCCAUGUACCAGUACCUCGAUAAAAACAUGUGCAAGGAGGCGUACAGCAUCGCAUGUCUGGGUGUGACGGAUGGCGACUGGAGGGCGCUGGGUCGCGCUGCGCUCCACGACCACAACUACGACAUCGCCAAGAAGUGCUUCACCAGGACCAAGGACAUGAGGAGUCUUCAGCUCCUGCAGAUUAUUGAGGAACGCGGUCAGCAAGGCAGUGGGGAUCCGACUUUGGCCGAAGCUGAUAUUUUGGCCCACGAAGGAAGGUUCUCGGAAGCCGCCAAACUUUACCGCAAAGCUGGCCAGGACAGCGCAGCCAUGAACAUGUACACCGACCUCAGGAUGUUCGACUUGGCGCAGGAAUACCUGGGCGCGGACGGCACGAUGGACAAGCAGCAGCUGAUCAAGAAGAAGGCGGACUGGGCGCGCAACAUCAACGAGCCGCGCGCAGCCGCCGAGAUGUACCUGUCCGCUGGCGAGACCGCCAAAGCCGUCGAGAUCAUGGCAGAGAACGGCUGGGUCGAGAUGCUCGUUGAUGUGGGUCGCAAAGCGGACAAGGCUGACCACCAGACGCUGUCGCUGUGUGCGCAGCACUUGCGGCAACUCAAGGCUCGCACCUACGCCAUCGAACUCUACAGGAAGAUGGGCGAGUUGCAGUGCGUGGUCGAGCUCUUCGUAGAGGAUGAAGAUUGGGAAGAGGCGUUCGCGUGGGCUGAGAAGCAUCCGCAGUUCAAGGAGUUGGUCUACGUGCCUUAUGCCACCAGCUUGGCCGAGAAGGACGAGUUCCUCCUCGCGCAGAAAGCAUUCCAUAAAGCCGGAAAACCUGGCGAAGCAUUCCGUGUUCUGGAGCAGCUCACGCACAACGCGGUGACGGAGAACAGGUUCAGUGACGCUGGCUACUACUUCUGGAUGCUCUCCCUGCAGUGCCUCGAACACCUGCGUGACGACCAGACAAAAGGUUCUGGAGAGGAUAAAGACGCGGCUGUGGAGGAUAAGAGCGAGUCUCGAGCCGCUUCUCCCGACGCGUUCCCGAGACCAGCGAACGCGGACCAGAAACUUGCCGAGGCUCGCGAGCUCGAAAAGUUUCACGACUACCAACGCCGCGCCUCCAUGUAUUAUGUGUACCACACAAUACAGCGUUACAUGGACGAGCCGUUCACUUCGUACAUGCCCGAGGCUCUCUUCAACAUCUCCCGCUUCCUGACACAUGAGCUAAACGUCAUACAACCUCCGGGCAUAUCGAAAUUCUCAACAAUGUACACGCUUGCUAAGCAGGCCCGCAAUCUGGAGGCCUUCAAACUCGCUCGACACGUCCUCGACAAGCUUCAGCACCUACACAUUCCUGAGCGAUUUCAGGAGGAUGUGGAAUUAGCUGCUCUCAAGAUUCGCUCGAAGCCUUUCCAAGAUAACGAAGAGCACCAGCCCCUCUGCUACCGCUGCUCCACCACCAACCCUCUCGUCAACGUCACCGCCGGCAACCAGUGCAUCAACUGCGCGCAUCCCUUCGUGUACUCCUUCGUCUCUUUCGAGGUCCUGCCUGUGGUUCAAUUUGUGCUCGCUGAGGGCAUUACUGAUGAGGAAGCAGUUCGACUUAUCCAGCAAGCGGGCGGAGAUUCUCCGCUGAAGUCAACGGACGCAGAAAAAGACGAGGGUGAGGACGACGUUUGGACAGCUCCUGAGGAGGGCGACGCAGAGCGCAUUAACUUGGAGGGCAACAAACUUAACCCCGACGACCCCUUCUCUGCCAACCUCAAUGCUAUCUACCCAGGAUCAGAGAUGGAGCCUGUGACGCUGAACAGAGCGGCGCUACAGGCACAGGAUCCACAGGAUAUCAUCAUCUGUCGGUGGCCUAAACCUCUGCGCUUCACCUACUACAAGAACCUAAUGCCGGACGUACCCAUCACGCACUGUCAGCACUGCAAUAAGCUGUUCCACACGGACGACUUCAUCCUGCAGGUGCUGCAGAAAGGACACUGUCCGUUCUGCCGGACGCCGGCGCCUCACAUCACCGACACGCCGGAAUAAUAUAUUUUCUCCGUUAAAUCGCACUUUACUAUUUCGAUGGUUUUAAAUAACAGAAAGACGGACUUUGUAGC
This is a messenger RNA of Hyalella azteca, 3980 nucleotides long. RefSeq names its product intraflagellar transport protein 122 homolog (gene Oseg1). The record is from RefSeq and is a predicted model, not a curated record. Gene Ontology annotation, biological process: non-motile cilium assembly; intraciliary retrograde transport; protein localization to cilium. Lineage: Eukaryota; Metazoa; Arthropoda; Malacostraca; Amphipoda; Hyalellidae. Gene Ontology annotation, cellular component: intraciliary transport particle A; non-motile cilium. The transcript has 29 exons. Bases 199 to 3909 code for a protein of 1236 amino acids. Gene Ontology annotation, molecular function: protein binding.